CCUCCAGUCCCCCAGGACUCUUGAAGUCUUGAAGCUCUCACCUCCACCCCGCCCCCCAUCUCCAAAUGCACCCCAAGGAAUGGUGCCUGUUCCCCUUAGCUGGGACACAGCACCUUUGUUCCAGCCCCUCCACCCCUCACAGUCCGGCUCAGGCCUGGAUUAGCUUUAUCCAAGAGAAGCCAGGAGCCCCUCCUGGAAUGUGACCUGGGGCUGAGGAGGGAGCAAUGGUGUAUGGAAGUGACUUGACAGGCUGGGUCUCUUCAGGGUACCACUUUGCCCCCAGCCCCAGAUUACAACCCCCCCCCACACACAAGGAAGGGCUUUGUACCCCUGCCAGAAGGACCCAGGAGGUGAAGGAGGGUCUCCUUGCCUGUUGUCCCACUGGGUCAGUUCUGCUGGCUCAUGGUCACUUGUGCCCAACUCCCUUACUGGUAAAAGCCUCUUAGCGGGGGUGGGAUGAGGGGACUCUAAGUCCCAGGCCUGGAGAAGUUGUUUAUUCGGCCAGAGUGCAGCCAUAGUAGCCAAGGCUGUAGGAAUCGGUAUCUUCCAGCCUCACGGAGCUCAAAGAAGCACCUCCUUGCAGGCUUCAGGAGAUGUGAGUCUGGACCCUAAAUCCAGAGUCAGGUCCAGGUGAGUGUGCGGUGAGGGCUGUCAGGGGCCAGUUGUCUCUGUGUUCAUAACCAUGCAGAGGGGAGCAGGUAAGAAAAGUCAGAACUGGGAGCUGGGGGAGGGACCUUUAAGGGCUUCCCUGGGCCUCCCACUCUCCUGUUCCGUGGCAGAUGCUAUAGGACUUGGGAACCCCUGCCUAGGGAUGGAGGGCCUAGGUUGUGAACUGCUGGGGCUCAGGUCUCUCUUCCAGAGCCCUUUCCUCUUCCCCAAGGUUUCCAGCUGGUGUACAGGUGCUCACUCAGCCAUCCUACUGGUGGGGAAACUGAGGCUCAGCCGGGAGAGGAGACUUUGCAGGGCAGACUCCUUCCAGAACGGGAAGGACCAGCUGCACCAAAGGCUGCUGAGACAAGGCCAGUAUGUCCUGCUGUUUUAAUCAUGACCUGUUCCUGGUCACAGAGGAAAGUUAGGACAAGCUGGAGGGCCACUACCGCUGGCAGUCACCCCACUGGCUGAUUGGCUCGCCUGUCCACAAACCUAUAUGUAUUCAUGGUGACACUGACAGUCCCCCUACACACACCACACACACACACACACACACACACACACACACACAUCACAGUGGCUGCUGGGCUCUGACACUCACUGCACCCCUUCCCCUGCCAUUACUAGGUCCCAGGAGGUGAGAAGCCCUAGCGAGGAAUCCUUGAAGUCAAGUGUGCACUCACCCUUCACAGGCCUUUGCAGGAAGGUGGGGAGACUCGGGGUGGCCUUCCUACCUUGCUGGCUCUGUAACCCUGAAAGGGCUCUGUGGGCUGCAUGGGGCUGUUUCUCCUUGCAGGUCUCAAUUCAUUUCUCUACAGCACCCACCACUGCCUUUUGUCCCCCCUCUUUCCCAGCAGAGGUAGAGGCAAUGGGCGCUGGAGGCCCACGACGGGGUGCAGGCCCCCCAGAUGGUGGCUGGGGCUGGGUGGUGCUGGGCGCCUGCUUCGUGAUCACCGGCUUCGCCUACGGCUUCCCUAAGGCCGUGAGCGUCUUCUUCGGAGAACUCAAGCGCGACUUUGGUGCAGGUUACAGUGACACAGCCUGGGUGUCCUCCAUCAUGCUGGCCAUGCUCUACGGCACGGGCCCCUUGUCCAGCAUCCUCGUGACACGCUUUGGCUGUCGCCCGGUGAUGCUGGCUGGCGGGCUCCUGGCUUCCGCGGGCAUGAUCCUGGCUUCCUUUGCCUCGCGCCUUCUGGAGCUGUACCUGACUGCUGGGGUGCUCACAGGACUGGGCCUGGCCCUCAACUUCCAGCCAUCGCUCAUCAUGCUGGGACUCUACUUCGAGCGGCGACGUCCCCUGGCUAACGGACUGGCAGCGGCGGGCAGCCCGGUGUUCCUGUCCACGUUGUCGCCGCUCGGCCAGCUGCUGGGGGAGCGCUUCGGCUGGCGCGGCGGCUUCCUGCUGUUUGGCGGCCUCCUGUUGCACUGCUGCGCCUGCGGGGCCGUCAUGCGGCCACCACCAGGGCCCCCGCCUCCACUUCGCCCAGAUCCCGCGGAGGACCGCGCGCCCGGCGGCGGCCGGGCUCGCCGCCGCCUGCUAGACGUGGCGGUGUGCACCGACCGCGCCUUCAUAGUGUACGUGGUCACCAAGUUCCUGAUGGCACUUGGGCUCUUCGUGCCCCCCAUCCUGCUGGUGAACUAUGCCAAAGAUGCGGGCGUGCCUGACGCUGAGGCCGCCUUCUUGUUGUCCAUCGUGGGCUUCGUGGACAUUGUGGCGCGGCCGGCGUGUGGUGCCCUGGCGGGCCUGACACGCCUGCGACCCCACGUCCCCUAUCUCUUCAGCCUGGCCCUGCUGGCCAACGGGCUCACGGACCUGAUCAGCGCUCGUGCGCGCUCCUAUGGCACCCUCGUGGCUUUCUGCAUCGCUUUCGGCCUCUCCUACGGCAUGGUGGGCGCGCUGCAGUUCGAGGUGCUCAUGGCGACCGUGGGUGCGCCCCGCUUUCCCAGUGCGCUAGGCCUGGUACUGCUCGUGGAGGCCGUGGCUGUGCUCAUAGGACCGCCCUCUGCCGGCCGCCUGGUGGAUGCCCUGAAGAACUAUGAGAUCAUCUUCUACCUUGCUGGCUCCGAGGUGGCCUUGGCUGGAGUCUUCAUGGCAGUCACCACCUACUGCUGCCUGCGCUGCUCUAAGAAUACCCCAGCGGGUCCAGCUGCUGAGCGGGGAGCCGGUGACACCGACGAUGUGGAUGCUGAGAGGGAUUCUGAGCCAAUGCCUGCCAGCACUCAGGAGCCUGGCAGCCUGGAGGCUCUGGAGGUGUUGAGCCCCAGGGCUGGGUCCCAAGAACCCAAACCAGAGGUGGAAACAGUGCCUGGGCUGGGUCAUGAGUCUGUGUAGACAUCAGGCAGAUGGUCAGCAGGCAUGACAACAUGGCUUUCCCUCUGAGGGCCUGGCUCAUGGGGAGGCAGCCUGGGGUGAUCCACUGGAUACUCCAUCUGCAAGGCCAUUCAUUUCCAGUGAAGUUGUGGGCUGACAGGAGCACAUGUUGAUAAAGGAACUCUAUUAACUGAAAGAUAUAUCCUGCUCCUGUGCCUGCCAGGGUGGGGGCAAGAAUAGCCAGAAGGGUCUCCACAAGGUCCCCUGAGCCAUUGGAGUCCGUAAGGAAUGGCACUAGGUAGAAACACUGGGGGCUGGCGGUAGAGGGGAUGCUAUAUACUGAAGGCCAUUUGGCCGCCAUCUGCAUGAGGCACAGGGUCAGGGGCAGAGACCGACCCUGGGUCUUCUUCCCGUGCAAAUUUCACAAUCAGUUCCAGAGAGCAUGGGAGCCAGGUGGUCAGCAACAAAACCUCAGAGGCCCUCAAGGUGUGCAUGUCCCCUCGCUGCCCUGAGCCACCCCUCCCCCAGAGGACAUUCUAGUGACCCAUCACUUUAGUCAGAGCACUACUCCUGAUGACACGGCUUUGUGUGCCAUCGGUGGCCCUGGCACCUGCUCUCUCCCUCGGGGACUUGUAGGCCAUGACCUCUUUCAACUGGAGAUUCCUCCUCAGUCACCCAAGUGCCACACCUGGCGCGUGCACUCUGACCCAUGUGAGGGUUUUCCUGUAUCACUCUUCUAGCUAGGAGACCUCAAUGGAGUUUCUACCACAAAUGGUCCCUUCCCACCUACUGGUCCCAGCAGGGCCUCAUUUCCAUCCGAGGUUUGGGGAACCCAGGCAAUGCUCAGUUGCUUACGCUCACCUAUGGCUUCCAGACUCCAGAAGGGACAACAUUUUAUCUAAGCAUUUUCCUGAGAGUGCUUUCUUGGCCAAACACUGUUCUAAACCCUUUAUGUUAGCUUACUGAUUCUCCUAAACCCAAUGAAGUAGAAUUUAUCCACACUUCAGACAGGGAAACAUGCAUCAGCCCUGGGUUGCACAGAGGCCAUUACUGGGUCCGGAGCUGUAGUUUGUUUGGUUGUUGUUGUUGUUGAGACAGGGUU
Messenger RNA from Myodes glareolus (Bank vole), 4064 nucleotides. The record is from RefSeq and is a predicted model, not a curated record. Lineage: Eukaryota; Metazoa; Chordata; Mammalia; Rodentia; Cricetidae.